Aspergillus glaucus CBS 516.65 is the source of this 891-nucleotide messenger RNA. Its product is annotated as putative nuclear distribution protein RO10. Bases 125 to 763 code for a protein of 212 amino acids. NCBI's taxonomy places the organism in Eukaryota, Fungi, Ascomycota, Eurotiomycetes, Eurotiales, Aspergillaceae. The record is from RefSeq and is a predicted model, not a curated record. The transcript is spliced from 2 exons.
CGACCCAACUUCCCCGGUGUUUGUUUUGUUUGCACCUUCACUCCGUGAUCUUCGGGGAGUUGACGGACAACAUCAACAACCGUUCAAGACACAACUCACCAUUGGCCCCCUUGAAAUAAAAAGAAUGACUCUUGAAAGUGACGCCGUGGCAAGCGCAACAAUUGAACUCCUCGAAUCGCGUCUCCGCCGCCUCUCAUACCUCCUCACCGGCGACUCCCACUGGACCGGCGAACCCUCACUACCCUUAAAGCCCGAUAACCUCGACGAAACUGUCUCGCGCCGUCUUUUCCGCCUCGAAAAGAACCUCGAGAGGCUCAGCAGGAACAUUCCAGCCAUAUACGAUGUAAUCCAACUGCACGACCGCUUCCCCGACCUCUUUCACACCACACCCCCAGACACCCUCCCCGAAACCCUAACAACCCAAAACCUCGCCUCAAUCGUCCUCUCCUACGCCUCCGCCUUCCCCGAAACCGCCUCCCGCCUCACAUCCCUCAACGACCUCCCCAUCCCCGACGCUUCGACAUCCGCCGCGUUAAUCCAGCUACAACCGCAGAUCGAUCGUGUGUCGAAGGGCCAGGAUGAACAGGCGAAGGUUAUAUCGGAGCUGAGAGUUAGGACUGCGAAGGCAUUGCAGAGGUGGUAUGAAGUUGGGCUUCUGGGGAGUGGGGAGUGUUGGGCUGAGUGGGAGGGGAGACUGGUGGAUGUGGAGAGGGAGGUUCGGAGGGGGGAGGUUGGGAGGGUGAGGAGGGAGAAGGAGAUUUGAUUUUUGACUAUGGGGGAGUGUCUUUUUAUCAGUUGUGUAUGGAGUUUGGAUACCCGGUUUGUUGUCUUUACAAAGUACAAGUAUAUUUCUGAGGAACGGAGAAAUAAAAAUAAUGCUCCGAGCUGGAC